AUUGUUCACUGAAUAAAGAAACUAGUUGAAUUCAACUUUGGCGUGAAUCCCUCUCAUUUCUCGACUCUCGGGGACUCAGAAUCGGGCAAGGAACGGCUGCAUCCUUCGCCUUCAGUUACGGUGAUCGUGAAUCUGCCCCCUGCGCUCGCCAACUCUAGCUCCAUGUGUUCUGAUUGAUUGAAAUCUCUUGUGCACGCUUCCUUUUUUGCAAUCGCCGCUACCUCCCGCGGCGGGGUCGUGCUCCAGUUUCUUGGCAGUUCCCCUUAGCCUCAUCGAAGUUAUGGUGUGAGCAAGCGGCCAAGCCCAGUGCGGCGAAGCUGGCCAUGGCUGAAUCAACGGCGAGCACGCAGAGCAGCAGCAACAACAACCACCGGACCGAAGAACAGGACGAUGACUACAUGGGUGACCUCUCACGCUUCCUUCCAUCUGAGACUCUUCCAAAACCUUCAUCCAAGAAGAUCUCUGGCAAGAAAGACCCUCCGAUCAGCUCUUCCAAGAAUAAGUUAAAAACACUCAGCUGGCAAGAACGGCGAAAACUUGAAAGAGAAAGAAAACAGAAAGAAGAGGAUGAGCAAACAUUGGCAAAAGUGGAAGCUCCAAUACCACAAUCCAACAUUGGGUUUAAGCUGCUCAAACAAAUGGGUUAUACGCCCGGUGCUGCCCUUGGCAAAGAGGGUUUGGGUAGGGCUGAGCCAGUGGGGAUUGAGAUUCGACGAUCGCGAGCUGGUAUUGGCCUAGAUGAUCCUCACAAGGAGAAGAGGAAAAAGGAGGAAAUCAUCGCUGAGAGAAAAAGGAGGAAAGAGGAGGAUCUAAUGCAAGACUUUGGGUUGAGACAGAAGUCGCGAUGGCAGAGUAAGAGAGUUGUAGCCAAUUUCCAUAAGGCAAAGGUUGCCCUUGAUCAAUUAGAGAAUAGAGAAAUCAUUGAACCGGAAAAGAAUGAGGAUGAUGAAGAAAAGGAAGAUGAGGAAGAGGAAGAAAUAACAGAAGAGGAUUUGCAAGAAGUUUUGAUGAAACUGAGGGAUGACCACAAUUAUUGCCUCUUUUGUGGAUGCAAGUAUGAAUCAAAGGAUGCUCUCUUGACCAACUGCCCUGGAACCAAUGAAGAUGAUCACUGACUUGAUGGUAUCUGAGAUGAACCUGACUGUGCGUUGUCGUCUCUUCUUUUUCGCCAAGCAAGCGCUGUUGCCUGUAAAUGCAUAUUGCAAUGAUGUGAACAUGGAUAUGCAUUAUAUUUUGCCUGCCGGAGCCUAUUAUCGUUGAGCUCAAGCUUGCCUCAUCACUAACCCCAAUGCCUAAUGGCAUACCUUAUUAUAGGGUAUGAAUUAGUUGAUUUGAUGUAGGGUUUAUGUUAUACUUCAGUUUAGUUCAAAUGAGU
Messenger RNA from Arachis ipaensis, 1375 nucleotides. RefSeq lists its product as uncharacterized. The record is from RefSeq and is a predicted model, not a curated record. Lineage: Eukaryota; Viridiplantae; Streptophyta; Magnoliopsida; Fabales; Fabaceae. Gene Ontology annotation, molecular function: nucleic acid binding. Gene Ontology annotation, cellular component: kinetochore.